AUGUUAAGAUCAAGGUCAAAUUUCAUAAACGACAUUUAUCUUCUGCAUAAACCUUUGAUAUUUGGAGGAACUCUUCGAUCAUGGCUCAAUGUCUUAGGCAUUACUAAAAAGAGGCUCCGCUGCAGGAAUCAGGCCAAAGGAAAUGAGAGGUUCUGCCACUUGCACACUUGGCAAUCACAAGACUGCAAAGUCGCAAAACUCUCCCCAACAACGCCAAAGCUGCCAGGUUUUAUAUACAUCUAUACCUAUACGCAGCUGUUCGAGUCGAUCGUUCGUAGGAACCAGAAACAGCUCAAUUGGCUGCAUAUGGAUUACUCCAUCUUGCGGGAGAACAAGUCAUUACCGCUGUCGCAGUGGACCGCCCAAGAUCACAUUCUGUUAAAAGUAGGAAUGACGCGAAAGCGCACAGUUCUGGCUAGAUUAUUGGAGUGGGAAAGCUCUUGUAAGCAUCCGAUUACUGGCCUAGAUCCAGCCAAAGUCAAAGAACUGUGCCGAUCUCAGUCGGCGGGUCCAGCAAAGCGGGAUUCCUCGUUGGCACGACUUUUCCAAAAGCUCUCGAUUUCGAGAAAGGCAAAGCCUAUCGCCACAACUGAUGUUAGGAACGCUAUGCCAUUCCAUGGGUUUCGUGACGGCGGAUUCUAUGUUGCCAACGGUCGGUCAUUAGAAGACAUAGAAUCUGGAAUCCAUCGAUACUUGUGGAAAAGAUUUGGACAAGGUUUGAUAUACUGCCAUGGAUGCAAAAACGAGCAAGGGGAGCCUAAACGACAUAAAGAAUGGUUUUUGGUACCGAUUGCGCAAGUUCCCGACGUUUUCAAAAUUAUAAGCGCCAUUUGUAAUGAUAAUUGA
Lachancea nothofagi CBS 11611 is the source of this 846-nucleotide messenger RNA. The record is from the annotation of a GenBank genome assembly. Lineage: Eukaryota; Fungi; Ascomycota; Saccharomycetes; Saccharomycetales; Saccharomycetaceae.